Seriola dumerili (greater amberjack) is the source of this 4895-nucleotide messenger RNA. Its product is annotated as cGMP-inhibited 3',5'-cyclic phosphodiesterase A-like. The record is from RefSeq and is a predicted model, not a curated record. Gene Ontology annotation, molecular function: 3',5'-cyclic-AMP phosphodiesterase activity. The transcript has 15 exons. The coding region runs from base 1 to 3462 and encodes 1153 amino acids. NCBI's taxonomy places the organism in Eukaryota, Metazoa, Chordata, Actinopteri, Carangiformes, Carangidae. Gene Ontology annotation, cellular component: cytosol. Gene Ontology annotation, biological process: oocyte maturation; positive regulation of oocyte development.
AUGGCCUUGGAGGCAGACAGCGACAGAGGUUCAUCAAGAAGCGCUCAUGAAAAAUAUCCCCGGGCAGCGUUGGAGCGCAACGGCUACGUGAAGACAUGUGUCACCCCGUUGCACCAGGACGCAGGGAGCCAGUCGUGGCUGAGACUCGCCGUGACAUGGACUUGCCGAGGAGUGUCGUCUGCGGUCUGCGUUGCCUCCGUCUCCGUUAUUCUCGCUCUGCUGCUCAGAUUGGUCGACUGGGAUGCAGGCAGCAGCAGCAGCAGCAGCAGCAGCAGCAACGGACAUAGAAGCAGCUCUGACUCUCGUCUUCAUUUCGCGGCGGGCUGUGCAGUGGAGCUGCUUCUGACUGCGUGUUACUGCGUCUCCCCAGUUUUUACGCUCGUAUGUGCCUUCUUCUGGGUCGGGCUGUAUCUGAUUCGCUGCGGGGUGCUCAUCCGUACCGCGUUUUUUUUGUUAGCGGUGUGCCACUUGGGCGAAGCCGCGGCGCAGUCCCUCCUGCGCGGCGCAGAGGAGCAGCUGCUGUCCCUCCCCGCAACCCUGGUAGUCCUCGGCUGCCUGGGCAGCGGGGCUCUGCUGGUCGUCCGGGUGGGUCAGGGAGUGUCGAUCCUCAUCUUCAUUAGCGUCAUCAGGGCCGUCUCCCUCGUCUCUCUGAGCAGCGUCCGGGCCAGCUGGAGACCCUACCUGGCCUACCUGCUGGGGCUGCUGGGGGUUUUGCUUGCGAGGUAUGCUGACCGGCUCCUGCCGGCCUCAGGGACCAGCGGGACGGGGUGCUGUGGCUCUGUGACCGGGGCGAAGGAGGAGGACAUCCCUGUCUUCAAAAGGAGACGGAGGUCCAGCUCCAUAGCGGCCUCGGAAAUGAUGGCUCAUUGUCAGAGCAACAGCAAGUCCCACCGCAGGACUUCGCUGCCCUGCAUUCCGCGGGACCAGUCUUCGGGCACCAGUGUGGUAGUGGACAUCGCGGUGAUGGGUGAGGCCCAUGGUUUGAUCUCAGACCUGCUGGCAGACCCCUCGCUGCCCCCUAACACCUGCAGCUCUCUGAAGGCCGUCAGCAACCUCCUCAGCACCCAGUUCAGCCUCCAGCCACUGCACCGGCCCCGCAUCCCUGCAGACACACACACCUGCUCUGACUCUGAGGAGGGGCCCGAAAAAACAGAGAGACUCGCCAUUCCAAAGCGUCUAAGGCGGAGUCUGCCCCCGGGGUUGCUGAGGAGAAUCUCAUCAACGUGGACCACAACCACCUCAGCUACAGGGCUGCCCACCAUCGAGCCGGGCCCUGUACGCCGAGACCGCUCAGCCAGCAUCAAACACACCACAGACAGUGAAUCAUGGAACAACUCAGUGAUGAUGACCAUCUCAAAGAGCCGCUCCAUGUCUGCCUCCUGCGCUGCCUCUGUCACCUCCAACCAUCUCUACAGCAAACCACUGGGAAGACCAGGUUUCCCCCCCUCCAACGUAUCACCUCUGGGCUCUCCGUGCCCAUCUCCUCCCGUCCAGGGCACUCCUGUCUCCAGCCCUACGAUAAAGACAUGUUCAGUGCAGCUUCCUGAGACGACUGGGCCACUAACAGAGCGAGAUCCUGGCUCUGUGGCCCCGAAGAGCCAUCACAGAGCCUUAACUCAUAGCCAGAGCGCCCCAAGCUCCACCACCCCUCAUUGGCGGCCUCCAUCACUCUGCGGCAGCUGUGGCCGGCCGUUCAACAAUCGACUAAACCAUGGGGUAGAAUCUGUCGACAAAGGAGACAGAAUACCCCAUCCAGAUGAGCGCGCAGUGGCUUCAUCAGACUAUGACAGCACCUAUGACAGCACCUAUGAGACCAACCACAGUGACAGCAGCGACUUUGCACAGAAUGAAGAGGAGGGAGAAGUAAGCAAAAAGCCACCUGAAGCAAGGGAAGGGUGCAGGGAGUAUCCAGCAGAAGGCAUUCUUCUUCACCCUCUGCUGCCAUCACCAGAGGAUAAACCAAUCUUGGCCCUGGAGGCUCUAGUGAUGCCAGGCCUGGAGCCUGUGAUGAGUCAACUCAACAACUGGAAUUUUCCGAUUUUCAGUCUAGUGGAGAAGACUGACGGCAAAACAGGCUGCAUCCUCAGUCAGAUUUCCUAUCGGCUCUUUGAGGACACAGGUCUGUUUGAGACCUUCAGGAUUCCUGUACAAGAGUUCAUGAACUACUUCCAUGCUUUGGAGAAUGGUUACAGGGACAUCCCUUAUCACAAUCGGAUCCAUGCCACUGAUGUUCUGCAUGCUGUUUGGUACCUCACCACUCAGCCUGUGCCAGGUCUGCCCACCCUGCUGACUGAGAACGGGAUACACACUGACUCAGAGAAUGGCAUUACACCUGGUGCUACAGGCUUCCUGGUGUCCCAGAUGAACUCUGUGCUGGAGGAAGGCUAUGGCUCCCUGGCUGGCCUUAUCCCUGGCCUGGAGCUCAUGGCCCUGUAUGUAGCUGCUGCCAUGCACGACUAUGACCAUCCUGGAAGAACCAACGCCUUUCUAGUAGCUACCAGUGCACCACAGGCCCUUCUAUACAAUGACAGAUCGGUCUUAGAAAAUCAUCAUGCAGCUUCAGCUUGGAACCUCUUUAUGUCUCGGCCCGAGUAUAAUUUCCUGGUUAAUCUUGAACAUGUGGAGUUCAAGCGCUUCCGCUUCCUAGUCAUUGAAGCCAUCCUGGCCACUGACCUCAAAAAGCACUUUGAUUUCCUCGCAGAGUUUAAUGCAAAGGUGGGUGAUGAAGGUGUCUCUGGUAUUGAUUGGACUAACGAGAACGACCGAUUGCUGGUGUGCCAGAUGUGCAUCAAGCUGGCUGAUGUCAAUGGACCGCUGAAGUGUAAGGAGCUACACCUGCAGUGGACGGAGGGGAUCGUCAACGAAUUCUACGAACAGGGUGAUGAAGAAGCAAGCCUGGGCCUUCCCAUCAGCCCAUUCAUGGACCGGUCCGCUCCACAGCUCGCUAAACUGCAGGAGUCGUUCAUCACUCACAUAGUAGGACCUCUGUGCUCCUCCUACGACUCUGCUGCUCUUAUGCCAGGACGCUGGUUUGACCCACCUGAGGGAGAGAUGGAGCCAGAGGAGGCAAAGGAAGAACAAGUUACAGAAGAGGAGGAGGAAGAUACAGCAGAUGAGGACGCGUCAACAAGUUCCGACAACUCCCAGCGGCAAGAAACCAAAAAGGUGAGCAGGAGAAAAGUGUUUUGCCAGAUCACGCAACAUAUUUUGGAAAACCAUGAAAUGUGGAAAAGAGUGAUCGCCACAGAAGCCCAGGAGGAGGCCCAGAAAGGGGACCCAAACUGCAUCGGCAGCCCCACUGAUCCAAUCACAGCCAUUCAUGAGGAAGAGGAAGAGCAAGCAAGCAAAGAGGAGUCUUCGACUGACGGCCUUGAUGAAAGGGAAGAGGUGCCAGCUUUAGAGGAAGAGGAAAUCCUUUCGCAAUCAGAGACUUCAGGGGAAAAAGAGGACGAACCAGAGUGAUAUUAUGAACUUUGACCUCCUCUUAAACCAGGAAUCUGAACGUUGUCUAAAAAUGUUUGUUUCUUUCCUAACUAAACUCUUGAUAUCGUAGCCAGCACAUCACUUUGACACAACACUGUAGAAGAUGUUUUGGGUAAUAUGUGCCUAACAAAAACAGGGUUUGAGGACAGGGAUGAUGCAUGCCCAGUGCAUCUGACAAGGAGAGAGAGGUGAGAUGGGCAAAAGAUGAAAUGACUACGAGGCCGAAAAAGAAGCUGAAAAAGAAAAAGAGAAUGAUUGGGACUGUAUUUGUUUUUGUUGUAGUGUUUGUUUUAGUCUGGAUCUGGUGCCCUGCCCUCACCCAGGCUGCCCAUCCUGCACUAUGAGCCAACCACGCUGAUUCACUCAUUCACUCUACCAGUGAGUAAUACACUGUCACAAGUCCCCCCACCCACCCUUCUUCUUGUUGCUCCCAUGCUAUCAGCACACUGUGGAGCCCCCGGCUGGUUGAGGAUGUGCAACAAGCCCCUUCUCCUUGAGGACAAUGGGAUGAAAGCCAGGGAAAAGGCUGUGUCCACUGAGGCUCAGCCGUGUGGAUUUCAGAGGGAGAUGGAAAAAAAGAGCCAGUUGUAGUACAUUGUGUAUCCAGACAAACACCCACACAAGCUUCACAGACGCACACUCACACAGGCAUAUACACAAUGCUACAGUAGAAACACAUUCCAUACACAGAACUGAUAGAAGUUUAACAAAGAACCCUGUUGCUAUAAAAGCUUUAUUCUCACUCAAAGAAAAACAUACAAAACAAGGUUUUGUUCAUGACAAACAAUGCUUUUCCCUAGUCGCAUGUUUUCUCCCUUUCUUUUGUUACGCAGAGUCAGUCCAGCACACCAACACAUUUCCAGGGCACACAACUCAGGAAAGCAGAGACCCAUAGAGAAAAAAACACAAAAAGGACUAGCAGUGUCCUUGUCCUUUUAAUUGCCACUGCUUCAAUUCGAUUUUCCUUCUGUGCAGUAUGAGAUGUUAUUGAUUAACUGAUGUCGCUAGAUACACGGUUCCCUUUGUGCAUGACAAAGGAACCACGAGGUAAACAAGAUUAUUGAUCACAUUACACUGUCUGUCAACUACAACACAGCAGAUCACACUGUUAACCACAUUCAAACUAACAUACAAAGCACAAAACUAGGUAAUAAGGUAAUGUGUUUUGUUAAGUUAAGCAUUUGUGUUCAUAUUUUAUGUAACUUCCCACCGUGUUUGCUUAAUCUUUACAGUAAUGUACUCUCUCAUGAAUUCUUUAUCAUUUCUAACCCGGUAUGUAGGCCAAAUGCUUCAGAAAGUGAGUAAUCCAGUAAGCCAUAGUGGCCCAGGCCAGAGCUGACUCACGACUCCAAAUCACCCGAGCGGAUUUACGUCAAUAAGACAUAAAAAGAAAAAAAAAAAAGAAAAACCCU